Budorcas taxicolor (takin) is the source of this 1734-nucleotide messenger RNA. It is a transcript of the gene RGS6, whose product is annotated as regulator of G protein signaling 6. Gene Ontology annotation, biological process: G protein-coupled receptor signaling pathway; regulation of G protein-coupled receptor signaling pathway; intracellular signal transduction. The transcript is spliced from 19 exons. Lineage: Eukaryota; Metazoa; Chordata; Mammalia; Artiodactyla; Bovidae. The coding region runs from base 79 to 1734 and encodes 551 amino acids. The record is from RefSeq and is a predicted model, not a curated record. Gene Ontology annotation, molecular function: GTPase activator activity.
CAUAAAACGCUCCAAACGCAGCCUGUGAUGUAAAUGGUGAAUCAAUAAAAAUGACGAGUGUGAGUGAAGACACCCAGGAUGGCUCAGGGAUCCGGGGAUCAGAGAGCAGUGGGGAUCACGGACCCAGAGGAGAGUUCUCCAAAUAUGAUAGUCUACCGCAAAAUUGAAGACAUCAUUACAAAGAUGCAAGAUGACAAGACAGGGGGUGUGCCCGUCAGAACAGUGAAGAGCUUUCUCUCCAAAAUCCCCAGUGUUGUUACAGGUACAGACAUUGUACAGUGGCUUAUGAAGAACCUUUCCAUCGAGGACCCAGUUGAAGCAAUACACUUGGGAAGCCUGAUAGCUGCCCAGGGCUACGUCUUUCCCAUCUCAGACCAUGUUCUUACCAUGAAAGAUGAUGGCACGUUUUAUCGUUUCCAGGCCCCAUACUUCUGGCCUUCAAAUUGCUGGGAACCUGAAAAUACGGACUAUGCCAUCUACCUCUGUAAGAGGACAAUGCAGAAUAAAGCAAGGCUGGAACUGGCAGACUAUGAAGCAGAAAACUUAGCAAGACUCCAGAGGGCCUUUGCAAGGAAGUGGGAAUUCAUCUUUAUGCAAGCAGAAGCACAAGUCAAGAUUGAUCGGAAAAAGGAUAAAACAGAAAGAAAAAUUUUGGAUAGUCAAGAACGAGCCUUUUGGGAUGUCCACAGGCCAGUGCCAGGCUGUGUGAACACAACAGAAAUGGAUAUCAGAAAAUGUCGACGUUUGAAGAACCCACAAAAGGUUAAAAAGUCUGUGUACGGUGUGACUGAAGAAUCCCAGUCGCAAAGCCCGGUGCACAUCCCCAGUCAGCCAAUCAGGAAAACUACAAAAGAAGACGUCCGGAAACAAAUAACAUUUUUGAAUGCACAGAUUGACAGACAUUGUUUAAAAAUGUCCAAAGUGGCUGAAAGCUUAAUUGCUUACACGGAACAGUACGUGGAAUAUGACCCUUUGAUUACACCAGCUGAGCCGUCCAACCCCUGGAUCAGUGAUGAUAUCACUUUAUGGGACAUAGAGAUGAGCAAAGAGCCCAGCCAGCAGCGAGUGAAGAGAUGGGGCUUCUCUUUCGAUGAGAUCUUGAAGGACCAGGUGGGGCGGGACCAGUUUCUACGAUUCCUGGAGUCGGAAUUCAGUUCAGAAAACCUCAGGUUCUGGUUGGCAGUCCAAGAUCUCAAGAAACAGCCCCUCCAGGAUGUGGCCAGGAGGGUGGAAGAAAUCUGGCAAGAGUUUCUGGCUCCCGGGGCCCCAAGCGCAAUCAACCUGGAUUCUCACAGCUAUGAGAUAACCAGUCAGAACGUCAAGGAUGGAGGGAGAUACACAUUCGAAGAUGCCCAGGAGCACAUCUACAAGCUGAUGAAGAGUGACAGCUACGCCCGCUUCCUCCGGUCCAAUGCUUACCAGGACUUGCUGCUGGCCAAGAAGAAGCCAGAAAGUGAGCAAGGUCGUAGAACUUCCCUAGAAAAGUUCACUCGCAGUGUGUGCUGCUGGCGCAGAGUCAGAAUGGCCGCUGCAUUUCACCCCCGAGGCGGCUUCCUUCCAGCAGUGGGGAAAGUCACUGGCGGGCAAGCGCCUCACCGGCCUGAUGCAGUCCUCCUGACGGUCCCUGCCGCAGGACCCGGGCCCGGGGACCACGCGGGCAGCCGGCGGCGCUCCACGUCCGCCGACAGAGCAUCCCUGCGGGGAGAUUUGGUCACUGUGAAGGAGAAGGAGUGA